This is a messenger RNA of Triticum turgidum subsp. durum (durum wheat), 1437 nucleotides long. Lineage: Eukaryota; Viridiplantae; Streptophyta; Magnoliopsida; Poales; Poaceae. The record is from the annotation of a GenBank genome assembly.
AUGGAGCGGGAGCGGCGGCGCGCGGCGGGGUGGGAGGACCGCAUCUCGGAGCUCCCGGACGCGCUGCGGCUGCAGAUUCUCAGCCUGCUGCCGCUCAAGUGCGCCAUCCGCACCGGCGCGCUCUCCUCGCGGUGGCGGGACCUCUGGGAGCAGCGCUGGCCGGUGCCCUCCUCGCUGCGCCUCCGCGUCCCGCCGGGCCCCUCGGGGGCCCAGGCCCAGCUCGCGGCCGUGGACCGGCGCGGGCGGCGCCGGGUCGACGUCUUCUCCCUCACCUUCCACGCGGGCCAGCUGUCGCAGGCCGACCUCAAGCGCUGCGUCGACUACGCCGCGGCCUGCGGCGUCGAGGACCUGCAGCUCCGCCUCGACGGCGGCGGCGCCCGCGGCGCGCGCGGGGGCCAGCGCCGCGCCGGCGCGCUCGCCGUGCACUUCCCCGUCGGGAGCCCGCUCCUCGCGCACCUCUCGGUGCGCGGGCUCCACCUCACGGCCUCCGCCAACGCCAUGGUCGCCACGCUCGAGGUCAUCCACCUCCACUCCGUCUCCAUCACCGACGCCGCGCUGCGCCGGGUCGUCGCCGCCUGCCCCUGCCUCCGCGACCUCGAGCUCCGCUACUGCCGCCACCUCCGCCGCAUCGACUUCACCACCGUCGGGGCCGCCAACCUCAGGAGCCUCACCGUCGUCGACUGCUCCCGCACCACCGAGCUGCGGGUCCCGGCGGCGCCCCGCCUCCGUUCCUUCCGGUUCAGCGGACCCUUCCUCUGCAGCAACCUUUUCUCUGGCGUCGGAGACUCUUUCCAGGAUCUCUACCUCUGCUCGGGCGGGCCAGAGGCCGGCUUGCCGCCCACCAAUUUGCCCUCGGCGGUUCCUCACCUUGCCAACAUCACCACCCUCACCAUAUGCAGCAUUGCCCUCCAGUACGUGUCUGCGUCACUAGCCACCAUCGUCAAGGAGACCAACCUCCGGAGAUUGAAGGAGCUUCAAUUGCUCAUGUUCGGGAUGGCCAACUCCAACCUCGCAGACAUUUUUAGCUUCCUCAAGACCUGUUCCUGUCCUCAGUUGGAGAGGCUCUUCGUGCAGCUACCAACAAACACCCAUGAUUCCUUCACGAGGAAUUACUUGGACGUGGCAGAGGAAGAACAGCCUGAAGAUGGAUUAGAAAACCUUCGCUUGGCCAAGAUGACAAACUUCAAGGGGCAUCACAAUGAGAUGCGUCUGCUGGACUUUCUGCUGACAAAGGCUAGUUGCCUUAAGAAAUUGUUCCUGGUUGCUCCUAAAGAGGAUCACCCACAAGGGCUACGAAAGAUUCAGUCAGAUGUGCUGCCCCUUUUUCGAAAGGCAGAAAUUCUUGAAAGAGCUUCAGCAGGCACCCAGAUAGUUUUCAGUGGGCAUGAUAGUUCUCAGGCCCAGCCAUUGCACUCGGAAGUCUUCAUCAGAUUUUAG